UAUUUCUGUGACACCAAAUUCGAUUCAUCUUUUUCCGCUUUCAACACUUUCAUUAUUUCACUCAGUGUUGCGGCAUCGCAAAUGAUAAUUUUAAUGUAAAAAGUACCGCGUGUUGUAUUUAUGUUACAGUAAUUGUAUCUCCCGCGUGUUAUUUGCAUUCUCAAAUUUUGAUUUAUAUUUUCGCUGUGAAAAUAUUACCGAUAGCACACACAAAGAUGUGGCGUGCAAAGCGAUCCAGAAUGCAUGAAAAUGACGACGACGGUCAUUUCGACGAUUCAGAGGAGUCCGAAGAUUCAUCGACUGACGACGACGAUGACAAACCUUCGAUAAGACAUCGACUUCGCAAAGUCUUGAAAAUGUUCGAGACCAUUGGUGCCACUGAAUUUGUAAUUUCCGGCGCAUUAUCGGACGCACCACUUCACGUUAUCCGCAUUAAGCAAACUCAGAAGAUAAUUCGGUUCCCGUUGUUCGAAGACGAUCUGCCAUCGAUCAUUGAUGCUUUCAAGCAAUCUCCGUACGGAAAGGGCACCGAAACAAUUGUGGACGCUUCGUUCAGAAAUUCGUGGCAUUUGGAUCCCGAUGACUUUGAGAUCAUCAAUCCGAAGUGGACUGCAUACGUUACCGAUGUUCUGGUAGCGCGUAUACGUCAAGAAAUGGCCAUCACAACCGCAUUCAAAGCAUCGCUGUACAAAUUACUUCUGUACCAGAGCGGUUCGUUUUUCAAGCCACACAGAGACACCGAGAAGGAGGACGGAAUGUUUGCUACGCUGGUGGUCCAGUUGCCAUCGCGCUUUGACGGUGGCCAGUUGGUCAUCGAACAUGACAACACAACCAAAAAACUUGACUUCAGUACGAAUACGGAGCUGGCCAACAUGUACACCACCUUUUUCUCCGCGUUCUAUUGCGACUGCAAACACGAAAUAUUACCGGUUACGGAUGGCACCCGGAUGUGCUUAGUGUACAAUCUGGUUACGACCGAGACUGACGCUUCACGAGAGCUUCCAACUGCUCCCAUGGUGUCCGAUGUCGAAAUGCAAAUGGCGAGUGUAUGCACCGAAUGGCGAAACACCAAUACCGGCCCGGUCAAGAUAGUCUACGGACUGUCGCACAAGUACACAGAACGGAGUCUUUCGUUCACAAAUUUGAAGUCAACGGACCGAUCGGUUGCAAACGCUCUGAUUAAAUUCGCUAAACAUCACUCGUUGGUUGUUUUAUUGGGCACAUUGGAAAAAACGUGGGAAGGCGACGAAACUUUUGAGCACGAUGAGUCCGCCGAGGGUGAUGUUGCGAUUAGCUACAGUCUCAAACAUUUGGAAAUGAUCGGACAACCACACAGCAGCCUACCAGAAUCAUUUACCGCCAUGUCGGUCGAUGACGGUGAAUUGAUUUCGAAACAUUGCUUUCGUGAUGUGUCACCGUUCGAUCGGCACGAAGAAGAAACGGGCAACGAAGGAACAACGCUGACUCUGUCAUAUCGUCAUUCAGCGCUUGUCGUGUUCCCCGUUGAAAAUGUUUUUACCAUUUUGAUGAAUGAAAGGAGAGGCGACGAAGCCGAACGCACUUUCGUCGACCGAUGUAAGCAAUUCGAAAUGGCCGGUCGAAACGACGAAGCGGAAAAGAAGCAGCUACUCCGAUGGGCUCAUCUGUUGAUUACGAAGCCGAGUUGGCGACGUGGACCGCCUUCGUUGCCACUUUUGUCAGCUAUAUCGACGCUAAAUGAUCUGCCGGUCCUGCAGAAGUUCUUAGAGAACUUUAGACUCGAUGAAAAAUGCGUCGAGCCGGUCGCUGCACUUUGCGACACUUAUGGAUGGAAUGUAUUAAGCGAGCACCUGGCGAUUGGUUUCAAAAAACUCAAUCAGGAAACGGCUUUGAAAGUCGUGGAUACAUUGGUUGGAAAUACGGGCGAUCUUGAUGGCAAAGACGAAAAGAAAAAAGUUUGCCAGACGUUGAUAGCUUGUAUUCCGAGCUCGAACGAAAAUCAAUUCGGAUAUCUAUUUGGUCGUCGAUAUCCGACGGUGGAAUUCGUGUACAAGUUUUGCGCUCUCGCUGAACGAUUGAAUUUGGAUCCAAAGGAAUACUUAGCAGCGCUGCCUUUCGAAGUCAAAGAACAGUCAGUCGAUUCGAUCGUUAAACUGUGCGAUACGUAUGGUUGGGAUGCAUUUGGCGAACAGUUGGUGAAUGGACUUAAGAGUCUUACACAAGAAAUAGCUUUGAGAGUCCUAGAUGCCUUGGUUGGCCAUCCGGCCGAUUUUGUUGGCAAAGAUGAGAAGAAGAAAGUCUGCCUGACUUUGAUAGACGUUGUUCCGAAGUCAACCGCUAGUUAUGCUCGACUUCCGAAUGGCGAAUUCCUGUACAAUUUUUGUACCCUCGCCGACCGAUUAAUCGAUUACGAUCCAAUGCCGCAUUUGACUGGGCAACGCAUCGAAAUCAUGGUACCUGUUCUGGUCAAAUUAGCGUCCACAACAAACGGUGUCCUAGCGCAGCGUUGGCGUGCCGUGGCCGACCACUUUCUAAGCAAAAUGCAAACAAUCGCUGCCAGUGCCGAUCAGACUCCGGUUUGGACUCGUAACGAUCGUGUACCGUGUACUUGCGAGGAUUGUGCCGUACUGGCGGCAUUCAUGAGAGCCAAUCGGAGAACCACUGAAUUCAAAGUCAACAAGAAGCGACGGCUUCACCUUGAAUCGAUCGUCGACCGGAUUAAUCAUUUGACCUUUACGACUGAAGCUUCGGGACGACCGCAAAAAAUGGUCAUCACUAAAAACUUACCGUCGGCGUACGCAGCAUCACAAGAACAAAUUAUUGCACGUGAAAUGGUGUCCAGAUUGACGGCAAUCUUACCGUCACACUGAUUUCGAUUGAAACUGCUGGCAUGUUAAAUGUUUUCUUCGAUUUUCAUUGUCUGACCAUAAAUGAUUUAUAAAUGUUUCAACUGAGAUUCUUCUGUGGAAAAUCUCAAUUUUAUUCGAACUUUGUUGUAAUAAAACGAAAAUUGUUUGCUUAAACCAACGAAAAA
Molecule: messenger RNA, 3013 nt
Organism: Bradysia coprophila
Lineage: Eukaryota; Metazoa; Arthropoda; Insecta; Diptera; Sciaridae
Source: RefSeq, a predicted model, not a curated record